AUGUGUUGUCUGACUUCUGCAUUUAAUUGCACCAAUUCGCCAUCUCUUCGCCUCAACUGCGAGACUAUUCAACCGCGUCAAUGCGUAUCCCCGGUCUGGCGAGAAGUCAUCGCUCAAGAUUGUCCCACUUCAUGCGGAUUCUGCGACUACUUCUCCCCACCAAAAGUCACAGUUGAUCCGAAUGUCCCUUGCUUAAACCCGGAUAAGACUGAUGCUUGUGCGACAUGGGCUGCUCUAGGAUUCUGUACAAGCGAGUUGUUCACAUAUGCUCAGAAGAAAGAAUAUUGUUCUAAUACUUGUAAAAUUUGUUGA
Molecule: messenger RNA, 312 nt
Organism: Caenorhabditis remanei
Lineage: Eukaryota; Metazoa; Nematoda; Chromadorea; Rhabditida; Rhabditidae
Exons: 2
Coding region: 1-312 (103 amino acids)
Source: RefSeq, a predicted model, not a curated record